Molecule: messenger RNA, 1104 nt
Organism: Cylicocyclus nassatus
Lineage: Eukaryota; Metazoa; Nematoda; Chromadorea; Rhabditida; Strongylidae
Source: the annotation of a GenBank genome assembly
AUGGCAGAUGAUUUGCAAGAGUUAGCAGGUAGCGGAAGGAAAUUUCCCAUAUCAAGGCUCAUGAAUGGCAUGAAAAAUUUAAACGGACAAACCCUGUUCAAACUAAAGGAUGAGAAUAGCAACGGCAGCAAAUCACCAUCAGAACCAAUGCCAAUGACGAAGUCUGCAGAUCUGAACGUUACACUCAAAGGACCGAGCAAUGAAGUUCUCAAAUUCUUUAACAACGACAACAAUGAAAAAGGUGAAGAUGUUGAUAACAAGAGGAUUUCUAGCGAAGAAAUCGAUAGCACGUUACUAACUACUGUAAGUGAGCGUCCGAUGAUGGAGGUCAUGACACCGAGAUUGCCACAGGCAAACGAGUGCGGCGAUGUAAUUGAACCUCUCUGUGCGAAGCAGCAUCUUCGAUGCAAGGAGAAGAACGACUACAAACGAAGCAGCAGUACUUCAGAUUCUGUAUACCACUCGCCGCUAGAGAUGGAUUUACAAAAAAAGCGUCAUAUCCAUAUUUUACAGCUGUCUACCUCUCUAUUGCUCUAUCAAUGCGGCAUCACCGGUCGUGCUCUCUGCUUCACAAUCACCUGCGAUCCACUAUGUCAAAGACCACUACGUGAUCCCGACAGAUGGAAAAAGCACCACGAGGAAGUCGCAACAAACCGGUCGUCUUGUGAAGAAACUGGACUGGUAAUGGAACAUUGUCCACGGACGUGUCAUGCUUGUGGGGACAGCAUAGAUUUCGCUUAUGACGUGCGACGACUUCCAAAAGAGCUGAAAUCAGUGGCGUGGAUGGUUGGGAGGUGGCGAUCCGAAUUUGGCGGUAAAGCUCUCUUCCCGACUAUUCCGAAGUUCACCUAUGGAGAACAGAUUGACAUUUCAAUCAGCGAUGUCACAAGAAACAGUACACCUUCUUUGAAUUACACUGCUUUCGCUUGGGAUAUCAGUGUGCCGGAAGAUGAACUGGUAGAGAUCCAUAGCGAAAGCGGCUACAUAAAUGUGAACCGAGACAAGAAGACCGGCUUGGAUAUGGUCUCGCUAACGACUGCAAUGAGUAAUGGUGCGUGUUUUUGUAUCCUUGAUAAGCAUGACGAUUUGAAGAAGAUGCGGUAA